UUCGGACAAUUUAGCAUACACGCUCAACAAAAAAUUUAACUGUCAAUGUUAUAUUUUGUAGUAGAAUUUACUCCAACGCAUAAAGUCUGGACUACUUUCAAAGAUAUUAACAAAAAACGAAGUGGAAAAGGGAAUAUGUAAAUUAAGGCACGCGCGAAAUUUUCUUUAGACAACCGAAGAAGAAAAUGCCCCGUCUUUGGACUAUGUCAUUUUGGCUUUUGGUUGGAUGGUUAUUGGCCGCAUUACAAACGAAAGUCGACGCCGAGACAUGUGGAACAAAAGGGAUCAGUUGUGUAAGCGAAACUUCAUAUAAAUCUUGUUAUACGGUUUCCUACAAAGUUGUCACCACCGGCGAUGAGAUUACAUGUCAGAAUGGUUACAGAUGCGAUGAAGACGAGGGAGAUACUGCAUGUAUUGUCGACUUAAGUAAAACUACAACUAAAUCGAGUAUUAUUACAUCUGAAGAGACGCAACCGCCAGUAACUAGUACCAGCAGCGCUCCGGUAGACCAAACCAGUGCUGGAGUGACAGGAAGUCCAAACUCCGCUGCAUCUUCUCCUAUUGUUAGACCAUCAGGUUCAACUUACGACGCAUCUAUUCCUACCGUUAGAGCAACUGGUUCAACUCACGCUGCAUCUUCUCCUACUGUUAGAGCAACAGGUUCAGGCUCUUGUCCAAGUUAUCCACCUGCUCAAGUAUGCUCUCAAUGUAUCAAUGUCAUGUGGGACUUCUAUUCCAAUGGAGCAGUUGUUACAUCUACUAAUGCCAAGGAGACUACACCGUCAACCACAAUCAGUACCGCUGGAACAACUACCGGCACUACCCCUGGUACAACUACUGCAACUACUCCAGUAACUCCUCCUGCAUCUUGCUCAACUGCGAACGUUAGAUAUCCAUCUGCACGAUGCAACCAAUAUUAUCGCUGCCGACUUAUAUCUGGAACCUACUAUGUAGUAGAAGAAACCUGUUCAGCUGGUCAAGCGUUUAACGCAAACACUUUGCAAUGCGAGGACAGCGACGCUUGUAGUUACUUGUAAAAAUAAGUAAAAUGUGUUUUCAAAUUUUAUUUAAAAAUGUGUUUUCAUAUUUUACUUCUAUUAAAUUGAA
Cylas formicarius (sweet potato weevil) is the source of this 1107-nucleotide messenger RNA. RefSeq lists its product as uncharacterized. The transcript is spliced from 8 exons. Bases 186 to 1037 code for a protein of 283 amino acids. Gene Ontology annotation, molecular function: chitin binding. Lineage: Eukaryota; Metazoa; Arthropoda; Insecta; Coleoptera; Brentidae. Gene Ontology annotation, cellular component: extracellular region. The record is from RefSeq and is a predicted model, not a curated record.